GGUAUAUCCGGUCUAGGCGUUUAUCUUGGGGCAUGGCUUGCAUAACGUUAUUGUCUUCUGGAAAAACGCUUGCAUUGUAGCUGCCAAGUACGCUCGGCGCACAACGCAGGAGCCGCUUCGUGCCUUAUCUGAGUGUAAGGCGUCAAUAAACAUGGACUCUUAACAAAAUAUCGCACUGAUAAGCAUUUAUACCAUUAACCAUACUGUCCUCUUUGACGGAAGAUAUAGGGCAAUUGCGUGUUUGGGAUUCCAUUAAGGCUUAACUGGGAAUGGUCCUAUGUUGCUUUGGCGGCCAGCGCUCUGGGAAAGAGCGCCUGCCUGCAACUCAGGCCAGGGCCGCAGAAGUCGUUGGAGACGCAAACACGAAGAAUGAGUGCACAGUUAUCAGGAAGGAACCCAUUCUAUUGCCUGAGAGGAGCCUGGGCAAGGCAUCGCCAACUGUCGCUGCCUUAAGAUGCCACUUAGCAGUGGUGCAGGGAUCUUGGCUGGCUCGCGCACAUGCAUGUGUGGAUAGCGUCCUGGCAACCCUUCGGCCCCUGGCGCAAGUCAGCCUCUUCGGCGCCUCCCCUUGCGGCACGGCCCUGGUUUCCAUUGCCAGCGGCAGCCCCUCCGCACCCAGCGCUGCGCUCUCCCCGGGGCUAGUGCUGCCCAUGCCCUGGCCCGCCUGCAUGAUGGUGGGUCGAGGCGCCGAGGCGGCAACACCGUUGGGCAAGGCUGUCAGCAGGGACCUCAUGUUCUUCGGUGCAGCUGCAGCAGCUGCUGCUGCGAUGGCGCCGGGGGCCGGUAGCGCUGCCCCCGAGGUGUUGGUCUGGCAGGUGCCUAGCAGCACCCCGGAAGCUGAUCACAACGCGACGGCGCGCAUGGGCACCCUGGGCCGUCAAACCACGUACCUAAGCCUCAAGUCCUUCACACCCGUUCCAGCUGCUGCUGCUGCUGAUGGUGAUGCUGGUGCCUGCUUGGCUCCUUGCGAGCCGCCGGAAGAGUGGCGGUCGCUGCUGCAAACCAUAGCCACUGAACUGCUGCUAGCGUCGGCGGCGUCGACGCUGGCUGCAGCGCCCAUGCAAACAGGGUCAACAGCGCCGCCUUCGCUGCUGCUUUGGGUGGCCCUGAUCCCCAUACAUCUUGGCUCCAGCUUGGUCGGAGCUCUGCUUUUGGUUCCCGCACCACCACCAGCACCUCCACCUUCUCCGGCGCCAUCGCCACCACCGGUGGCGGCGGCGGCGGCACUAGCGGAGACCGGAAGUUCCUCAAGACAGUCAAGAGUGGCUGUUGAAGCGAUGCCGACAGCGGCGGCGGCGGUGACGGCAGCCGGCUGUGCUCAGGUUGUGGUGGGGCUGCCGGAGGAGUGGAGCAGGGAGCUGCUGACGGGGGUGGCGGCGGCGGUAGCGGAGUGCUGUGUGGGGCCGCACCUGACGGACAUACAGAGGGCUACUGUGGCUGCGAAUGAGGUUGCAACCGCGGCUGACAUCCAAGGCCUUGCGAGCGCGUUCUCGGCUUCCAUCACUGAAGCCUUGUCUUCGGAGCUUCACGUGGAUUUUGCCGUACGAGUGGCGCUGGUACCGCAGGUGUACGGUGUACGGCAAAACGGCGGAGCCGUUGCAGGAGCCGUUGGGACCAACCAACCAUGUACGGCAGGGCUAACUGCCCAGUACGGCUUCAUGCUUACGGAGCAACCGCAAGCCAGUGUACCGCAGCACCAACAGGCGACGUCGUCUAUGACAAUGGAUGCCCUCGCCGCCCGGGGUUCCAUGCAGGGCAUACCGUCCCGUGGGUCGCUGCGGAUCACGAACCACCAGCCGGCCAUUGAGAGGGUGUUGGCUCAAGCUGGCAGCCGGCAGGGUGGCAGCUUUUCCUCGCUUGCCUCCGCUUGGGAAUCUGUAGGCGGCGGUGUCAGCCCCAGUCUGCAUCACGCACUGAUGACCCAUGGGUCAACGGCAGCUGCGGGGCUGAACCACGCGGCCACCAACCCCAACAUGGUUAUGAGUUCUGGCACGCACUCGUUCCAUUUGCCUGGCCCCGGCAACCGUGGGGGAUGCAGUGGGGAGCAGCCCGUCCGGACAUGGAAGGCGCGACCCUUCUCGCUCGAGUCAACGCUCUUCGCUGCACUUGCGGCCAAGACAGCUGCUCGUACGGCCGUUACGGCCAUCAUUGCCGGCGGCCCGGGCAUUCCAAUGGCGUCAGUGCCGUACGGAGGGAACAGUCCUGCCGUAACCAUGAGUACGGCACUGUCGGGUUUUGAAGACGUCAGCACCGUCGGCCCCCUUGCAUCGGCCAACGCCGUACAUAACGCCCACAUUCCGUCUUGUCGUACGGCACUGGCUUCCGCCGCCGCCGCCGGCGGUUCUUCCAUCAUGUCGCCAAAAAUAGGUGCUAUUGGCGGCAUCGGCGGCGGCGGCGGCCGGGUCAGCAGUUCGGCCGUACCGCACGUGCCGGCGUACGUCAAUGAUACGGAUCAGCCCUCGGGUGACGUCAUGCUACUUUUCCGCUGGCGGCCCGGCCUCCCUCAUCCUUGUUGUGGGUUGUGUGGACCUGCCGAGUUGCGUAAACAGCGGAGGGACUGAUGAGGAAGCCCAGACGGCGCUGACGCGAUUCACGGCGCCGACGCCAAGGCAUGCCGUACGCUCGAGACCAACGACCGGCAACGGAAUGGGGACGUUGGCGCCGCUGUCGUCACCUCCGUCGGCGUCCGCGUUGUGGCCUUUCGCCAACCUUAACAACCUUGGCGGAGGCGGAGGUGCCGUAGCUGCGACGGCUAGCGGCGAUGCCUGCGUGUGGAUUGGGUUGUACCUCACAUGUCAGGACAGGUUGCCGACGUCGCUCCUGUUGGCGGCACGCGAUCGGGCACAGCUGUUGCUGGAGCUGCUGCUACCCGCAGCAGCCGCCUGUCUCGCUGAUGCAGCCUACUCGGAGCUGCAGUACAUGUGCGACGCGGUGGGAGGCGGCGGAGGCAGCAGCGGCCUGGGCCCCCAGCCAACAAUUCCCAUCAUACGUAUGAAUUCCUCCCUAGCCAGCGGCCGUCAACAGCACCUGGCCAGUCGUACCGCUGCUAGCCCCCUCCGCCACACCGCUAGCGACGUCGACUCACCCACCGUAACGUGCGCUGGCGCUGCCGCGGCUGUGCCCCCCGCUGUGGUCGCCUCCGUUGUGCCCAUGUCCGCACUGAUGAUGGGUGGGGGUGGUGGCGGCAGCAGCAACGGCGUGACGGCCGCGGCUGGUUCCUCCGUCGCCAUGCAUAACAACAGCUUGCAUGUGUCGCUGUCGCUUCGGGGAAGCAGUCGGGAAGUGCGGCUUGGCGAGUCGACGGCCUCGGUCCGAGGCGGCGUGCGAGAGGGUGCCAUGGAGUCAGAAACGAUGCUGGCAAGAGCUCUGGAAGGCGCCACAAGCGUCCACCUAGGCCUCCACACCGCCACCCUCGCCCCCACCGUCACCAACACCAUCACCAUCACCGCUUCGGCCCCCACCACCGCCAUCACCGCCCCGGUCGUCUCCUCCAACGCGCCCUGGCUGGCCCUGCAGUGCAGCUCCGGCUUCCCAACCUCAAGAGACGCCUCCGAACCGGCGCCCCAAGUCCCCCGCAGUCGCCUUUCCCAAAUGCAAGCAGCGACGGGUGCUGCUGCUGCGGCUGCUACGGGCGCCGCAGCCGCCGGUGGCGGCGGCGGUGCCUCUAUACCCACCGGUUCGAGCCUCACUCCAUUUCUUAUCAGCAGCAACAGCUUGGUUUCGGCGCUCAUGGGCAGCGGCAGCCACACGGGCAAGACGCCGACGAACAUGACGACUGGGGGUGCUGGCGGAGGUGCGGGGGGGCUGGAAGGCGCGCUUGAUAGCAUCGUGUCUUCUGGUCAGGUGUCGCUGGCUCAACCGCGAGUGACCCGUGGGCCGCGGCUGGCCCACUCGCCCAGUGGGCUUCUCAACACGGCGCGAAGCAGCAACCGCAUGCCACGGCAGCAUGUGUCGGAACUGUUGGCGUCCAUGCCAUGUGACGUGUACGACACGCUAACGGUUAUGCGGACCAACAUGGAUGUGCUGGUGAGCUCCUUUUGGAACACCCUGAGGUCGCAAAACACGGAGGGAACCCCCAGCCCGCACGCGGACGAAGACUUGCGCUUCCUACGACUGACCAAGAUUCUGGGCGGCGGGGGCUGUUCCACCGUAUACUCAGGGAUGCUCCAUGGCUUGGAGGUUGCAGUCAAGGUCAUGAAGGCCCAACUCGGCCCUGAGGAUCUCGAUGACGCCGCGCCCGAGGAAACCACCGCCAACACCUCACCACAAUCCCCAUCCGCACCCGGCACGCCAGCCGAGCCAUCACCCCCCUCACCAGCCGCCCGCCAGGCGCAGCUUCGAGCCCUCAUGCGGGGUGCUCGUGAACUCGCAGUCAUGACAUCCAUCAGCCAUCCCAACAUCGUACAGAUCUACAGCUACCACACCCGAGUGCUGGUACAGUCCAGGGAGGCAGCUGAGGCGGGUGCUGAGGCCGGUGGUGGAGGUGGCGGGAACAGCAGGGGGGGUGCGGGUGCAGCGCUGCUGCCGAAGCUGCUACCUGUGGCCCCGGAUGCGGACAUGGGCUCCUCGCCGGGGCCCCUGCAGACGGUGCUGAUCAUGGAGUGCUGCGAUCUGGGCUCGCUAGCUGACGCUCUCGACAGUGGCAUGUUUGCAAACGCCGUACGAGCAGCGGAAUCCGCCCGCUGGCGUGCCGCGCCGCCGCGUCGCUCUCAGACCAUUUCCCAGCUCUCCACCAUCACCUCAGCUGCCAACAAGGCCUCCACCAGCAGCGGUGGAGGCAGCGGCAGCAGCUUCGGACGAGCUCCCUCUGGAAGCCGUGCGGCCGCGGUCGGCGGCGGCAGCGGUAUCGCCAUGCAUGCCGUGUACUUGACGUUAUUGGAGGUGGCCCUGGCGUUGCGUCACAUGCACAGCUUGAACUUGGUGCAUUGCGACGUGAAGCCGGCGAAUGUACUGCUCAAGUCCUCCGCCAGUGACCCACGGGGCUUCACAUGCAAGCUCACGGAUUUUGGGUUUGUGAACCUGUUGCAAUACCAGUUGGGGGAUGCGGAUGACCCGGCGGCGAAGCCUUCCAUGAGGUAUCACGAGCCGGUUGGAACGGUGACACAUCUGGCCCCCGAAACUAUGGUUCAAGGCAGCAAGCUGGACCAUACCGUUGACAUCUUUGCUUUCGGGAUCCUAAUGUGGGAGGUCUUCACCGGCAAAGCGCCCUAUGCGGAACACGCGGGCAACAACUUCCGGGACGUGCCGUACCUGGUGGUACGAGACGGCAUGCGGCCGGUCUUCCCGCCCGCGACACCCACCGCAUUCAAGAGCCUGGCCCAGGCGUGUUGGUCCGCCGAUGCCAGCAGGCGCCCCACCGCCGCCACGUUGGUGGGCUCACUGCAGCGGCUGAUGGACACCGCUGCGUCCCGGGGUGCCUGUUGAUGCUGCAGCUGCUGCUGCUACCGCUGCUAAUGCUGCAAGGCCCGAAACUGCUGUUGCUGCUAAAGUUGAGAGCAUGAGUGGCACAGCAGCACUGGCACAGCCCAGCAGGAGCAGCAGCGACUUUCGUCAAUCAGCCGAAACAUGCAUGCACGCAGGUGCAGCAGCAGCAGCCGGGGCAGCCAACACAGCAUGGAAGCAAGCUCAGCUGCAACUGCGGUAGGCGUGUGCCGCGCGGCUCAUGUACCCGCAGCAGGGCUAUUGAACCCCACCAGCCAGCCUUACCUCCCGUCUUCCAGCCAACUACAAGCUUUCUGACGUGCAAAGGUACAAAGUAAGAUCGAGGAUGUGCGGGGUGCCACCGUUUGUCCUGUCCUGCUUGCAACCCAGGAUGUGUGGGCGGGUCACAUGCGGGGUUACCGCUGUGAUAACAUAUCCGACUUGCAUUCGCGGUUUGUUUUCAACUGACGUGCGAUGGAUUGGGUUGGAUGGAAUUGCUCGCGUGCGGUUUGGUUGUUUGGUGAUACUUGGUUUUACUGGCAGCCAGUUGACUUAGCCUUUGUUGUUGAAAGGUGAUCCAGUGAUGAAGAUGCUGUGGUUGGUGGUGCAGCAGGCUUGCUGUGAAUUGAUGCCGGUACGUGGACGUGCAAAAAUUCAAAGGGGA
Molecule: messenger RNA, 6085 nt
Organism: Astrephomene gubernaculifera
Lineage: Eukaryota; Viridiplantae; Chlorophyta; Chlorophyceae; Chlamydomonadales; Astrephomenaceae
Source: the annotation of a GenBank genome assembly